AUGUUUGAUCCAGUUAAAGCCACAGUGACCUGCACCGAAUCCACAAUGAAGGUUGAGGUUGACAAAGCUUCCUUCUUCGGACUCACCGAGGAUCAUCUUCGCCUCARCGACCCCAGCAACACCMUCUGCAGCCUGCGGAGGCACUCCAACAGCUCUCACAUCGUCGCCRUCGUUCCCCUCAACGAAUGUGGGACUCAGAUCGAGGAAGACGACGACUACCUCAUUUUCAAGAAUGAGAUCACCACGGGCAGCGAUGACCCAAAUGCUCUGAUCACCAGGAAGCACCUGGUGGAGGCCCGGUUCUACUGCCAGUACCCCAAACGGGGGAAUGUGACCCUGAACUUCAAAGUGCACAGAAAGAACGUCACGGUGUGGGAGAAAGGCUUCGGCACCUUCACAUACCAGUUUGAGUUCUACCAAAGCAAUCAGUUCCGGGCCAUGUUCAGUCCAAACUCCUACCCACUGGAGUACAACGCUGGAGACAGGAUCUACAUGCAGCUGGACGCCAGCUCCUCUGUCAACAACACCCAGAUGUUUGUGGAGUCCUGCAGAGCUGCACCGUAUGACAACCCCAACUACCAUCCGACCUACUCCAUCAUUGAGAACGGGUGCAACGUUGACCCGACUCUGCAGAUCCACUCCACCUCCAACGACGGGGAGUUCAGGUUCAGCAUGGAGGCCUUCAAGUUCAUCGGACUGCAUGAUCAGGUGUACAUCAGCUGCACCGUCAUGAUGUGUGAAGCAGGAAACCCCAACACCAGGUGCUCACGGGGAUGCAGCAACUCCACAAGGUCCAGCAGCUUCAGCCGCAGAAGGAGAGAGGCUGUGRUCGAGAGCGGGAUGCACUUCGUUUCCCAGGGUCCUUUGCGUCUGAAGCGUGAGGCRGACCCCAGAGGAGGCUCAGCUGCCAACCUGAACCUGAACCUGGUGUUUGUGGCUGGAUGCCUCCUGGCUGCUGUUGGGAUGGUCUGCGGCGUGAUCAUCUACAAAACCAAAACCUCCAGGGUCAAAUACCAACCUCUGCCUGCACAUGAGAGCUAGAACUGCAGCAUCAGCCGCUGCUGGGAUAACCUGAACGUGGGAUUCUGAUGUUUCUGAAAUAUUAAUUCAAUCUUU
Poecilia reticulata (guppy) is the source of this 1116-nucleotide messenger RNA. The record is from RefSeq and is a predicted model, not a curated record. Lineage: Eukaryota; Metazoa; Chordata; Actinopteri; Cyprinodontiformes; Poeciliidae.